UGCAAACGUCUCGCUGCGCUAACAGCGUUUCCUUAAAUCUGAAAGAUACGCAAUCGUAAUCGCAGGCACGUCUUAGCGUAUUUCGAAUAUAUUCUUGGCCAAGAGCCGCCGCCAGCGCGAGUGCAAUUGAAACGCGUGCAAAUGCAAAUCAAUUAAAAAUCUUCCCAAAAAAAAAUAAAUGAAAAUCGAUUCUCUCCAAAAGCAAAAAAAAAUACGCAAAAAUAACAGAAGUAAAAGCAAAUGUGGCUCAGCUGUGAAUAAAAGGAAUCGAAUUCUAUGUCCAACUGUGCAUUAUCGGAAACUUUAAACUGUUGCUGAUGAUAACGAAUCUAUGCCCAUUGCAUACAUAUAUACAUAUAUAAAUAUACAUGUGUACAUUCAUAUGUAGAUGGGGUUAAUUGCGAUUAUGUCAUGAAGAAUCGUAGGCGCAAUUCGAAAAUUCUUUAAAAAAUCUGGCAACAAAAGUCAAGAAAGCAAAGUUUGAAAAAGUGAGAGAGGAGGAAAGAAAUCUUUAUUUGUAAUUGUGUGACGUGCGUGUAUUUCAGUUUAAACAAAGCGCAACAACAACAACAACAACUAUCGCAAGUGCAACAACAACAAAAAUACGCGUGUUUUUUGCACACUUUUUUGCGCCGUCAGCGCCUGAGAGGCAACAACAACAAACAACAACAAAAGCAAAAGCAACAACAACAACAGGCAAACAGCACUCUCUGUGUAUUUUGUUUGUGUGUGAGUUUCGGCCUAACCGGCAAGUGCAAAAAGUUUAACUGUGUGUGUGCCGCUCUCUUUGCUUCGCGCGCUCUCUCUGUCGCUCUCAUUGUGUGUGUGUUCCUGCGUGCGUGGGUGUAUUUGUGUCGGAACAGCUGUUUAGUGCAACAUGCAGCAGCAGAGCUGCCCAAAAUCCUAAAGGUCCACACACACACACACACACACAUAUAUAUAUAUAGAUACGCACAAGCCGCUCUCAGGUGCCGUUCUCAGGUGUCCAGCUCGCAUUUUUCGCAUAAGCAACUAUUUGCCACCACAUGAACAUGGCCGGCAGCCUCUUUCUCUUGCAGCACAAGCUGCUGCUUGUCGCGCUGCUCUGCAGCCACAGCCUGGCCAUGGCCAAGCACUUGACGCACGCAGACAUUGUGGCUGCCAGCGACGACGACCUCAGCACGAAUGUGCACCACCGCCAGACGCAGCUGCACCACCAGCAUCAGCAUCAGCACAGCGCCGCAACGCACCACCGACGCCGACUGCAGCGCGACUCGCGCGCCAAGGAUACAGCGCAGUGCGAGCCGGUCAAGGGUUACUUCGAAUCGAUCGACAUCAGGUCGAGUGGAGUUUACAAUGAAAAAGGCGCCAUUUGCGGUGGCAGCUGCUGCAGCAAUGCCACGGAACUGGAACUGCGCCAGAAGGCAGCCGGAAAGUUUGAGCAACUGCUGCACCAUCACACGAGCAGCCUGCGCGGCAUCCUGGAGACCACGGCCAGCCAGUUUCAGAGUCACGUCCUGGAGCUGGCGGAGCAGUCGGAGAACAAGACGUUGAAUGUGUUCUCCCAGGUCUACAGGCGAAUGGAGCCACUGUCGCGAAUGCUCAUACAUCAGCUGUACACGGAAAUCAUCAACCAUUUGAAGUACACGUCUAACUAUAGCAGCAAUAAUGGGCAGGGCAACAGCAUUUUGCACAGCCAGAGCAGCUUGGAGGAUGCGCUGCACAAGUUCUUUGAGAAUCUAUUUCCGGUGGCCUACCAUCAGGCGGUGCAUCUGACCAAGGACAAUUACGGCGAGCUGCACGACGACUACACGAAUUGCUUGAAGCACAACUACGACGACCUGCAGCCAUUUGACCAAAUACCCAAGGAAAUUCAGGCCAAUCUGCUUCAGAGCGUGCACAUGUCCAAUAUCUUUAUGAACGCCCUGCUCCAGAGCGCCGAGGUGCUUAGCGAAACGGACGCCCUCUACGGCAAACAGCUGACGGACACGUGCCAGCUGCAUCUGCUCAAGAUGCACUAUUGCCCCAACUGCAAUGGCCAUCCGGAGUACAGCAGGCCCAAGGUCUGCUACAGCUACUGCAUGAAUGUGAUGCGCGGCUGCUCGGCUCAGUAUUCGGGCCUUUUGGACAGCCCCUGGUCGAAUGUUGUGGAGGCCCUGGACAACCUGGUGGCCACGCACAUACGCUCCGACAGCGGCAUUAUGAGUACCAUCAAGCAGCUGGACACAAAGCUAUCCGAGGCCAUUAUGCGAGCCAUGGAAAACGGACCAGAGCUAGAGAAGAAGGUGAGGAAAACAUGCGGCACGCCCAAUCUGUUGCCCUCGCUGACCGCCGCGGAGGCGCAGCCGGUGCAGCAGCACGCGAGCAUCAAGUGGGCAACGCCGCCAGAUGCGGGCAUCGUGCACUUCCUGUCGACCAUCGAGAAGUCCAAGGAGUUCUUCACCAAUAUUGUGUACAACUUCUGUGAUGAGGACUAUACACAGCGCGACGAUCAUCUCUGCUGGACCGGAGAUCGCGUCGGCGACUACACCCAGCUGCUGAUGACGCCCGGCACGGACACCCAGCGCUACAAUCCGGAGGUGCCAUGGGAGAACCAGUCACAGCUCAGCAGGCUCAACGAGCUGGUCGACAAGCUCAUCAAGAUACGCAAGAGCAUCGGCGUAUCGGCGCCUGUCUCCAACAGCCAUGACAUCCAGAGUGACAUGGGUCGCGAGGGAUCCGGCGGCGGCGGCGGCGGAGGAGGCGGCGGCCACAUGAGCGACGACGAUGAGGAGUACAGCAGCAUACACGCCUCCGGUGAUGGCUCCGGCGAUGGUCCCACAUCGAACUUCGAUGAUCCAUCAGGCACCACGCCCAUCAACUAUGACACCGAGUCGCGCGAGGUGCAGAAGGGCGCGUCCAGCGCACUGACGGCCACUGCGACGAGCCUACUCCUCACACUAGUCACACUCUACAGUAGUUGUAGUUAAAGCAGCAGCAGCACCCAAAUCCCAAAAAAAUAAAUAAAAUAUAUAUAUAUAUAUAAACAAUAUAUAUAACAACGCAUAAUAAUAUUAAACGCAAGGCAAGGCAGCAACAUGCCAGCAGCGGAAGCGCGCGCACAAAGUUCGACGCAAUUAAAUAUUAAUAAUUAUUAUUAAUAUUAUUAUUAUUAUAUUAUUAUUAUCAUUAUUAUUAAUAUGAUUAUUAUUUGUGUAAUGCUUAAGUUGUUACCAUUAAUUUAUUAGCCUAAGCGCAUUCACUUUGCAGAGUAACAAAAACCCAAUUGGAGUUGCGCUACGUUUGCUCCGUUUGGCGUUGCCACCUUUCUUCUAGCCUUCCCACGCCUGGGCUUGUUGCACCUCAACGCUGAAUCCAAUUAGACUUUUGUGCCAUAUAAAUGUGUUGCGAGGUUUGCACAAACAACAACAACAACAACAACAUCAAUACAAAAUAUACAAAAAAUAGGCUCAAAAUAUUGAAAGCAAAAACCUGUCCACCAUCGAACUUUUUAGCAAGUGCAGUUUGUUCAGAUACAUGUUCUUUAAAUCAUAUAAAUAUAUAGACACAUAUAUAUAUAUCUAGCGUACAGAACGUAAAUUAUAAAGCUCAAUGUUCAAAGCGAAUUGUUCCUUUUUGGUGUAAUUAAAUCAAGCGAAUUAUAUAAAUGCAAAAGAUACAGAUACAAGAUACAAGAACUAGUUGCUGUUAUGGCUCAUUCUGCGGGAGCUUCUCUUAAAGUUCACAGAUAUUAAUACGUAAAACAAGAAUUUAAAGAUUUAAAUGUUUAUGAAAUACAAAUAACCGAAUUAUUGUUGUCAACAUUUGUGAGAGCUCAAAGAAUCGUAUGAAAGAAAAUGCAUAUUAAUGGAAUUUAGUUGAGUAAACGCACUUUUUGGGCAAAAAAAAAAAGAGAAAACAAAAAAAACUAGAAGACUUACAGCUUUAUACGCAUGAAACAAUAAAAAAUCUAUUUAACUAUGUGUAUCUAUAGAUAUAAAAAAUAUCUAAUACGUAGCGUUAUUAAAACUAAAUUUUAUGAAGCAAUCACUUUGAGGUAAUGUCAUAAAAUGCACACAACAUAAAUAGAAAUGCAAUUUAUAAAAACUAAGGCAGAACAUCAGCAACUAAAUGCAUUAAAGAAAAACAACAAUUUGUUAAGCUAAGUUGGUCGAAAGAUGAGAACUGAGCUUGCAAUUGAGAAUCAGCUUUUGACCAAGCCAAAAGCCUCUUGAGAAAAAAAAACCGUUUAAUGCAAAUGCUGUAGAUGUUUAACUUUUAGAAACUAAAACCAACUAAAUUCCCAGCUUCGUAAUUUUUGUGUUGUCUUUUGAAAAGAAAGCAGCUUAGGCGACACUCUAAAGAAUAAUAAAAUGCAAAAGCAGGCACUAAGUAAAAUAUAAAUGCAUACAUAUAUAUAAAUAAAUAAACAUACUAACAUAUACAUAUAUGUAGUAUAUUAGCGCGUAAAGUGUAAUAAUUUAGCGUGUAAAGUGUAAAAAGAAAUGGUUUAAUGACAACAUGAAAUUUAGUUAGUAGCCAAUUAACAAAGGAUAAUAACACAACAAAUUGAUCUACUUACUAUAUAAAAAAAAAUAUAAAAUAUAUAUAUAUAAAUAUAUAUAUACAUACUACUGAUUAAUAGAAACUAACGACCGCAGGCGAAACUAUAAACAAGAAGAAGAACAACAACAAGAAAAGCUCUGAGAACGGCGGUCACAUGAAUAUGUGUAUGUUAAACUAUGUAUAAUUAUUAUUUUUAUUAUUUAACUAUUGCAUGUGAUUAAUAAUAUUUAAGUUAAACGUAAACAAAACAUAUUAUACUGUAACUUAUGUAUACCGCAACAGCAGCAAACACAACGUUCGAAAGGGGAAGCAAAUUAAUGCAAAAAGCAAAUCAUCUUUGUAAAUCUAAUCGAAGAUAAUGCAACUGUGCACAAAAAAAUUAAAUGUACCACUUUUUAGACGCCUAAAAACCAAUAAAUAAUAAUAAAUAAAUC
Messenger RNA from Drosophila novamexicana, 4958 nucleotides. RefSeq names its product division abnormally delayed protein (gene dally). The transcript has 9 exons. The coding region runs from base 1026 to 2948 and encodes 640 amino acids. Gene Ontology annotation, cellular component: cell surface; plasma membrane; extracellular region. Lineage: Eukaryota; Metazoa; Arthropoda; Insecta; Diptera; Drosophilidae. The record is from RefSeq and is a predicted model, not a curated record. Gene Ontology annotation, biological process: positive regulation of canonical Wnt signaling pathway; cell migration; regulation of protein localization to membrane.